This is a messenger RNA of Plectropomus leopardus (leopard coralgrouper), 3946 nucleotides long. RefSeq names its product ARF GTPase activating protein 3 (gene arfgap3). Gene Ontology annotation, molecular function: GTPase activator activity. Gene Ontology annotation, biological process: COPI coating of Golgi vesicle. Lineage: Eukaryota; Metazoa; Chordata; Actinopteri; Perciformes; Serranidae. The record is from RefSeq and is a predicted model, not a curated record.
CUAUUGACGUGUCGUAUUCAGUUAUUAUUGAGGAAAAACACGGGCUGUUUUUCCUGUUUCUUCUUCUCUAUCAAACCGACAGUUAUUAGCAACAGAUAAAACAAUGUCAGAGCCCAGUAAACACGAUAUCGCAACGAUUUUUAAGCGUCUUCGCUCCGUCCCUACGAAUAAGGUUUGCUUUGACUGCUCAGCUAAAAACCCCAGCUGGGCCAGCAUCACUUAUGGUGUGUUCCUGUGUAUAGACUGCUCGGGGACACACAGGUCUCUCGGGGUGCACCUGUCCUUUAUCAGGUCCACUGAGCUGGAUUUCAACUGGUCGUGGUUUCAGCUGCGAUGUAUGCAAGUUGGAGGCAACGUCAGUGCGAUUUCAUUUUUCAACCAACAUGGGUGCACAGCCAACGCUGCCAAUACCAAGUACAACAGCCGAGCUGCUCAGCUGUACAGAGAGAAGAUAAAGACAUUGGCCACGCAAGCCACCAGACGCCACGGCACUGAUUUGUGGCUCGACAGUCAGGCUCCUCUCUCCCCGACAUCCCCAGACGACAAACAGGUGGAUUUCUUCAGUCUGCAUUCACAGACUCCUCCCGAAAAUCUGAACAUGGCCAAAAUGAGUCUCAGCUCCUCCACAUCAGAGAAGCCUUCAAGCGUGGAAAAAGAUGAAGACAGUAAUGGUAAUCUCGAUGAGGGUCCCAGUGUGGACAUGCUGAGUGUUUCUCCCAAAGCAAAUCUAGAGCCGUCCUCUCUCAUCAAGAAGAAGCCAGCUGCUGCCAAGAAAACAUUGGCCUCUAAGAAAGGCGGUCUGGGCGCUCAGAAGGUGAGCAGUAAGAGUUUUUCGGAGCUGGAGAAGAAGGCUCAAGCUGCCGACAAGCUCAGGGAGAAAGAAGAGAGUGAAGCCGCUCCGAAGAACAAUCAACCGGAGGAAUCCAUCGCUCCGUCACUGAGACUGGCCUACAAAGAUCUGGAGCGACAGAGGAAAAUGGAGGAGAAGAAGCUGAUGGGAUUAGAGGGGAAGAAGAAAGAGCAAGCUGAGAGACUGGGCAUGGGUCUGGGCAUGAGGAGUGGAGUGUCUCACUCUGUGACGGCGGACAUGCACAUAAUCCAGCAGGAGAAUCCACUGGGCGCCAGGAGCACCAAAGGACGACGGUUUGCGGAUGACGAUGAUGAUGACGGGUCCUUCACCUCUAGGGUUUCAUCUCGAUUUGAUGAUCAAACAGAGACCUCAGACGGCUGGGACAACAGAGGCGAGGGAGGAGGCUGGAUGAAGGAGAGCAAGAAGCCGGAGCCGGACUUCUAUUUGACCUCCACUAUAUCGUCUCUGAACGACAGGCCCUCAGGCAGAAGAAAACCAGAAGCUGUGCCGGUGGUUGACAGCGGAGAAGCUCAGAAAAAGUUUGGGAGUGACGUGAAGGCAAUCUCUUCUGACAUGUACUUUGGAAAACAAGAUAAUUCUGAGUAUGAGGCAAAAACAAGACUGGAGAGAUAUUCUGGGAGUUCCUCUAUAAGUUCAGCGGACCUCUUUGAUGAUCCAAAGAAACCGGCUGCAAGUUCGUAUCGUCUGAGCAACGUGCUGCCGAGCGCUCCUGACAUGACGCAGCUCAAACUGGGAGUGCGCUCAGUCGCAGGAAAACUCUCCGUCAUGGCCAGCGGCGUAGUUAACACAAUUCAGGAUCACUACGGCUCUUGAGUCAUGGAGUAUCUCCUCUUGGAUUCAGCGCAGUCGUCCUCGGUUUAACAGAGUCAGAUAAGUUUCUCAGAUGAGCAUCAAAAUUUAACCCCCAAUAAUCCCCACAGUUAUCUAGUUUUUAAUGAGAUAAUGUAUAUAAAAUUAUUGCUGGAACCAAGAUGAUGGAAGCACAAUAUUUUCAGUGGAAUAAUGUUUCCCUGCAGGCAUCUUGAAGGGAGAUUUACAUUUAUAUUUCAGUUAUGAAGAAUAUUUAGUUUGCAGUUGCUUGGUUGGCUUUGAGGUCUUGGGGUUUAAAUAUUUAGAAGUAUUAUAUGUAGCAGAGGGUUUAUGGUGUUUUGAAGGAUGGUUUUGAUUCUUUUAGUUGACAAGGUAAAAAAAAAUCUAAGCAGUGGAGACAAUUUUAAUUGGUUAACAUACUCUCGCUCAUAUGCUGGAGUUUUAGGGCCACAUUGAGGAAAAAUGUUUUUUUUCUCGUAAUAUUAUGACUUUAUUCUCUAAACUUUUUUUUUCUUGAACAUGGCCCUAAUCCUCUGUCGUACGCUCAUUACAUGCUCAGUGUUUUGGGCUUUUUUUUGAGUCGAAGAGUAAUUAUAUUUUACUUUUUUUUGCACGUUCCUGCAGAUUUGAAAGUGUCCUUUCUGUCCCCGAAGUGCACUUAUGUUUGCUCCACCACAGACAGGACCAAAACUUGACAAAGAGGCCUUGGGGGACCAGAUGUAUAUUAUCUUAAUCGCGCACACGAUCAGUUUUUUAAAUUGAAAGUGGCCUCAUUAGCAUAUAAGCUUCACUAUCUUGCAAACAUGUUUUGCGUUUCUUUGUUUUGAAUGGCAUCUGUAAUCACAGAAGAUGGCACGAGGCCUAAACAGCUAUUAAAAAGUGAGUUUAAAGGAUAAGUUGGACACUUUGAGAAAUAAUGCUAGUCCGCUUUCUUGCAAGCAGUACGUUGAAAAGACUGAUAGCACUCUCUUAUGUCUUCUUUUAUCUCAUGGACAGAUAAGACGGUGGUUUCAGUCUGCAUCAAAGCAAUCUCUUUAAUCGCACUAGAAUGACCCUGCACGGUGGAGGUCAGCUGCACUUUCUUUCUCAAUCCUGUUGCUUUGAAUCUGACACUUUAAAACGUUGAAAUACGGUCAACAUUGUAACGUGUAGAUAAAUUGAAUUUUGAAGGGUGCCUUGUGAUGUUUUGGUUUUAAUUUGUAGCUUCUUUCUGUUGGUGUUUACAUGUCUGCAGUGACUUUCUACGUUGCCCCCUUUUGGUAUUUAAUUUAAAGACUCUUGAAGGCUGGAAUUUCCUGAUGCGAUGGGACCUUUUGUAGCUUUUGAGGCCCUUUGGACAGCGACACAUGUCCACUUAAACUAGGAAUCCCUUUAAUGCCUUCAUUUUUUUGUUGCUGUAACAUACUGCCAAGGUCAUAUCUUUAAUUCUGAACUGUUUUGGGGGCACAAAUAGCCCUACAUGUGAUGCUAUUGUGUCAUUUUUUGGAUUUGACAUUUAAAAGCAAUAGAAAGAGCAGUUUGAUAUUGGUGGCUCUGGUAUGGAAUAACUACGGCAUGUGCUUUAGCAUUUAGGAAAAGCUUCCUGUGAGCUUUUUUAAGAUCUGAUUGGAAACUGGGUGAUUAUAUUACUGAGCAAUUACUGUACUGUUUAUGCUUCUCAGGAGUUUAUUUUCAGUUAAAAAAAAAAGAAACACUAAAAGUUGUAGAUCCUUCAAUGGCCAAAUAUUUGUUUACUCCAUCACUCAAUGCCUUAGUCCAAAGAUCUCUUAUUAAUGCGCCCUCACAUUGCAAAAUUGUCGAGUCAUCUGGUUACCUUUUUGCACAUUAUUUUCGUAAUAAAAAAUGCAUGUGGCAGCUUUUGCUUGAAUGUACUGUAUCGCAAAUUUGCCUCUAAGUUGUCGUUGCGUCCAUGUUAAUUUGUUGAUCUUUGUAAGAUUGUGUCUUCUGCUGUUGAAUAUGGUUAAAUGUUACAGAAAAGAAUAGUAGCUUGCGAAAUAUGCAUGGCCCUUUUAGUGAGUAGGACACGCCCACACAUCCUGAAUACAAGAUGGCAUUCUGCUGAUGGGACCCAUUUAAUAAGAAUAAUGAUGAUGGAAUAACAGAGUUGUUCAAUAACAACUGUGUACAACUGCUACAUACAAUGUUGUAUAGGGCUUUGAAUUACUGUUUAUAGAAAGCUACUGAUAAUCAAGUUUUGACAUAUUUUGACACUCAAAAUGUAGGUAAGAUUUUUGGAAACAUGCCAAAUAAAAGGCUUGUGCCGAA